Molecule: messenger RNA, 4314 nt
Organism: Oryzias melastigma (Indian medaka)
Lineage: Eukaryota; Metazoa; Chordata; Actinopteri; Beloniformes; Adrianichthyidae
Gene: cracdla
Product: cracd like a
Exons: 10
Coding region: 628-4029 (1133 amino acids)
Source: RefSeq, a predicted model, not a curated record
CUCUCUGCCAUGUCAAUAAUCAAUGGGAUUAUCCUUUGUUUUUUUGUGGAAUCUAUUAGCUCUAAGAGGAGUUUGGUUUCAUUGGAGCUUUUAAAACAAACAAGUUUAAUUAAAGCGGAGAAGUUUGAAGACUUUUUUCCUUUUGAGUGUCAUGAGAUAAUCAUGUGGCCUUUUAAAAAAAAAGUGUACUUUGUGCAGCAAGUUGACUAUGUGGACUUUGCCUGUUUAGCACCUCUUGUCUUAUCAUGCAGGACCGUGCUAUGUCUCAGAGGCACAGCCUCUUUGGAGGUUUAUAAAUCUCAAACUACCUUCUCUAGAAGAGUCGAAAGCAACAAAAACACUAUAAAGAUUAAACUCCUGAAUCCUGAUUGUGGGAGUCCGCCUGCUUUGCUAAAACUUUAACUUACCUAUUUCUUCAAUCUUUUUCAUGUUCGGUUUAUUAUAUUUUGUUGAUCAACCUCACCCAUCCAGCAUUGUUGCAGUAAUGGUUAGCUUUUCUCCUGAUAAUGCAGAGUAAUAAACCUUUGAACUGCACGCCUGUAUUUGUUCCUGACAUCCCACAGCUGCACUAUUCAUUUCCCUUUUGGUGUCUUCCACCAUGGAGCCUCUGAAAACUAGAUCAGACUGAUGGAGUCUUUUUCUGGAGAUGCAGAAGAAGGUACAGAGGACCUCGCAGGGAAUAAAAAGUUCAAAAUCAAGUCUCUGAAAACGCGACUGUUCCGGAAGAGUAAGAAAUCAGCCUCAGAGAAGGCUGAGAAACUCACCCAGUCAGCCAGUGACAUAACGUUUGCAGAGAGACUUGGAUCUGAUGAGGAUUUGCUAAGCGGUCAGAGAAUAAUGGGCUCCCGAGCAUUGUCUCAUGACAGCAUCUUCCUGUCCGAGGAGGGUCUGGAAGACCCCGAACCCCCACGGAUUUUAUCUCAAGAAAAUGUUCACGGCAAAAUCAAAGCUCUUCAGAUGAAGCUUCAGCUGCAGAAAAUGCACUUUGGGCCGCCCCCUUCGGUUUUACCAGUCAGAAGUCCAGACUCAGAAGACAAGAGUGGACAUUCGGAGGAUCUCCUUUUCCAAAGCUCUCAUGAAACCUCAGGAGAAACAGUCACACCUCAGGGAAUCCUCAACAAGACUCAGCUGGUCUAUCCGCCUCUCUGCCCUUUUCCCAAUCCUGCCCCAAUCAAAUCUCUGUCCCCGACUUUUUCCAAUCCUUGGUCUUUUUCCGCUCCCCAAAAUUCUCCUACUUCUACCGCUGAGCCUCCUUUAGACUUCAGUACCCCGCCCAGAGCCCUGUCACGCUUAGACAGCUCUGCAGCUCGCCACCGAAUGUCCGUGAAGCCCAGAAACCAGAGAGCCAGCACCAAGAAGAAGAUCUCCUCUGUGUCUCAGUCUGAGUCCUUCCCACAUGUGCCAAACAACAAGGAGGAGUCUGAGAAGGAGCAAGAGGAGAAGGAUGAAAUAAUUCAGAAGUCAGAAGAAGAGGUUCCUCAGGAACUUCUGGUGACGUUUGAGGAGACCCCACCCAUCACUUUAGAUCCACCACUCAAACCCUCUAGUCUAAGCUUCCCGCAACUCGAGCCUGCUGUGCUUCCAGAGGUUUUCCAAGUUACCCCUGACGUGGAGACAGUGGAUGCUGCAUCCAGUGAACUUUCCUCCUUCCUGGAGUCAGAACUAAACAACAAAAGAGAACUGGUCACUUCUCACGAAAAGACAAAUACGGGAACAUCUGAGGUUCCAUCAGACCAGAUAUCAAGUCAUCUCCGCUCACGGUCUCCCAGCGAGAUCCUGGAUUUCAGAGGGAUAACAAGGCCGUCUCCAGGAUCUGGAUCUUUCCAUUUCUCCAAUGUCAGAAGUGGAGAUGAAGACAGACCCAGAUCGAGCAGCUUCGUGCUGAAGCAGGCUGAAGCUUUACACAAGCAAGAGGAGAAAUCUGUGAAGGACAAAGAAGAUCUGAAAAGCUUCCAGCUCAAAGGCAGCCCCUUUGCCCUGGGACGCUUCAAGCCAGAGGGGGCAUCUGUCAAAGCCUCUGUUGCUCCAUGGGAAAAGAAGGAAAGUAUCAAAGCCGAAGGGCCAGCAUCACCCACCAAAACUGUACCUGCAGAGGCCGUCACUCUGGAAACAGAGGAGGUGGACAGCUAUCGAGGGCAGUUAGAGGAGACAGAGAAGGCCCAGGAUUUCAGAGGGAUAACAAGGCCCUCUCCAGGAUCUGGAUCUUUCCAUUUCUCCAAUGUCAGAAGUGGAGAUGAAGACAGACCCAGAUCGAGGAGCUUCGUGCUGAAGCAGGCUGAAGCUUUACACAAGCAAGAGGAGAAAUCUGUGAAGGACAAAGAAGAUCUGAAAAGCUUCCAGCUCAAAGGCAGCCCCUUUGCCCUGGGACGCUUCAAGCCAGAGGGGGCAUCUAUCAAAGCCUCUGUUGCUCCAUGGGAAAAGAAGGAAAGUACCAAAGCCGAAGAGCCGGCAUCACCCACCAAAGAGGCCGUCACUCCGGAAACACAGGAGGUGGACAGCUAUCGGGGGCAGUUAGAGGAGGCAGAGAAGGCCCAGGAGGAAGAAAAAAAGACAGCAUUUGGGAUUAAACUGCGGGCCACUUCUCAGUCGAUUAAAUAUCGAUCGGAAGCGGCUCCUAACCGCCUUUCGAAGACUAUCAUGCAAGAGGAGUUCGAUGAGAACCCCAAAAAACUGGAAGUCUACGAAAAAUCUAGCGAGACGUCAGAGAAGCUGCCAAUAAGCACUAGCUCUACCCUCAGACCAACAGAUCCGGCUCCAGCUGGUGUCUCCUUUCAGAAAAAGCACAACAUCCCCCCGACGGACAAUCUCGCCUCUGCUAACUCAGUCCAAACAUCCUCCUGCGCUGUCAAAGAAGCAGAACUGCAGCCCAGCCCCCAAACUUCCUCCUCCUCUGAGGUAUCCUGGAUCAGUCUGGCCAUGGAAAAGACCAGGACUAUCCAGCAGCUUUUCACCAGCAGACUCUCCAGAGAUUCAGGAGCCCAACCACAACCGACGGCUCAAUCAGAGACGAUGAGCGGUCAACAAAAUCCAACUGUGUCGUCUUCUGCAAAUCAACCGACAGCAGAUAAAAAAGCUGCCAGAGAGGUCUCCUCCACCAGAUUCCUCAGAGACGUUGUGGAUCAAACUGAGAUAAAGAUUGUCCCGGAAACUCAAAGUGAGACACUGAAGUGUCAACAGCAUCCAACGCAAACUCCAAACCAGUCUUUGUCAGAUACGGUGAGGGAAGAGACUCUAGAAACGUCAGUGAAACCAUCAAUUGUGGUUAAACGGCAGAAGAUAGCAUCUCCUGCUCUGUCUCACACUUCCAGAGAGUCCCAUUCAUUUAAGCAAACCAAAGAAGAUCUGAUAGACACCAGCCUGCACACCUCCCAGUCUCCUUCUCCCUCAGCCCUGCCAGCCAACCCUUGGGCGACUCUGUCCCCCUUGCGUUCUGCAUCACAAACAGUCAGUUCAUCCCAUCCUGAACCGCCUGCACAGACGUCAGUCCAGCAGCAGCAGACACCCUGGAGCAUUCCGCUCAAGUCCACCACUGCAGCUCAGACACCGGCUUCUGCAGCUCCUCCUACAGACUCUGAGAGUGAGGAGAAGGAGUCCCCCGUACAGAAGGAGGCCCCAUCCCUCUCUGUGAGGCGAGCAGUGUGGACGGGUUCAGCCAGCGACAGGGCGGUGUUCCUGGAAAAACGUGCAGCGUGGACCACUACACCUGUGAUCAAAGGGGUGGAAUUAAGGAAACCUCAAACAGAAAUCCAGACAACAGGUGACCCCCCGUCGCCAGCAAGAGUCACACCUUCAAGCAAAGACACGACUGCAGACGGAAAGCAGUGGGGUGCAGAGUCAAGCCCCUUCAAAGUACCAGAAAGGCCUCGUGAUGAAAAAUGGCUAAGGAGAAAUCUGGGCUCGACUCCAUCACCGUCGUCGUCACCGACACAGCCGUCGGUACUGCAGUCCAUGUCUGACAGCGGGCAGCCAUCCUGGAUGGAGCUGGCGAAGAGAAAGUCCAUGGCGUGGAGUGAUAAGACCAUGGACUAAGGAGGAGUACGGCAAGAUAAUCACUGCAGGAAGUUGGGGGGAAAAAUACAAAUGUUGAUGAUGUGUUGAAUGGAGAUUUUCACAGAGAUGUUGAUUUAACCCUGCAGACAUUUUGAGUCUGAGGUGGUUUCAAAUGUAAAAUGUUAAUGUUCUGUAGAGCAUAUUGAACGUUAAUGCCAAUCCCACUUUGAUGUGUCUGUUUAUGAAUUAUGUAUGACUUCAUAAUUUCACAGCUUUGUAAAUUUGAAUAAAUUUCUUAUAUUGAUGUUUGUUUUCAAGCCUUCA